Messenger RNA from Trichobilharzia regenti, 2626 nucleotides. The record is from the annotation of a GenBank genome assembly. Lineage: Eukaryota; Metazoa; Platyhelminthes; Trematoda; Strigeidida; Schistosomatidae.
GGUGAGAAGCCCAAGUACAACAGAAAGAAAUUCUGCUGUCAAUCCUCUAUCUUCGCCCACUAUGCCUCCAUUGAAUACAGCCUAUCUCCAGGAUACACGUCGUUAUUUAUCUGGUAGUGGUAGUCUAUCUGAGAAAAGGAAUCAUCAUCACCAGCACAGUCAAUUACAACAACUGCAAACAUCUGCUUCUCCAUUGCAUUCCAGUUUACAAACACGUAAAACUAGUAUCCCGUAUACAGGGGAUGCGAAUUUUGGCUAUCCUCCUUCACUGAAUUCAUCUUCACUUCACAACAGUAAUAAUAAUUCAAAUAUCCAACAGUAUUCAUCAAGGAAUCAUCCAUUUGUCCCGCCGAUCUCUUAUCGUCCAGCAACACUAACCACUAAUGUCAAUUUCGUAUCAAGUGCACAACAGUGUAACCAACCGACGACGAUGACUGGUAUCACUACUGGCACCACCACCACUACGACUUCUGCUACUACCUUUGACCCUACUUCUACUACUACCAAUAAAUCUUGUAUCGUAAGUCGUCGUGAACGAUCCUCUAAGGAUCAUCCCUCAGAGUUAAGCCAAGCUCAACAAUAUCCUACAGCGUACAGUUCACAGAAUAAUCUAUCAUCAAUACAAUCAUCAAAGGCAGAGAUGAAUGUGACGAGUAUACCGGCAAGUAAUCCUGUACUCCACAAGUAUUCACCGUAUACACCGUCAUCUCAAAUGCAGAAUAAUCAAAUGCCAGGGGUUCCACAGCCAUCAGAAAACCAUCAUUCCUCAAAUCAUCAUUCAUACUACAACUAUCCCCCACAUCACUCUUCCGUCCAAACUUUGAAAACUCCACUAACCAACGUGAAUACCGAGACUCCUAUCAAAUCAACCACGAAUGUCGCCUUCACACCUUCUAAUCAUUCAUCAAAUAAAACCUCACGAAAAUCACUAGAUAACACAGAACAACGUCGAAAGGCCCGUGAACUCUAUGUAGCUUUAAAACAACGUUAUCCAUCAGCUAGUCAAAACACUCCGACCCACGAUGAAGUUCCUACAUUAUCAUCAUCAUCACAGAAUACCCCACCGAUGAUUGGUCGAGAUAAUCCGACUGAAACUAUCACUGACAAACAUUAUCCCCAACAACAAUCCGAACAGCCACCAAAUAAAUCACACGAACAGCAUUCAGACAGUGGUUUGUUAGUCAAAGAUCCAAUUAGUCAAAAUAAUCAAGUGAAACACAAUGAAACUGAUCGAGAUCAUCCUGAGACUACACAGAAGUUUGACUCUAAGAAUACUUUAGAAGGCCAAUCUCAAUUGAAUAUACCGAAAGAUUUCAGUGGCUGUGAUCAAAAGGCUAAUAGUUCAUUGAUUUCUAAUGCUGCCACUGCCACGAACACUACUACUUAUAAUAAUUCUGUUAGUAGUAUAUUACUUACUGACAAUAAAUCCAAGCAUAGUGCCACUCUUGUGGAAACUAUAAAAAAUUUAAGUUAUCAAGCUGUUUCCCCAGAUGACCUCAUUCGUCCAUGUGGUUAUCAAUCUGAUGGAGGAUUAGAGUGUAUGAACAUUUUCUCUCCAACACAUUCAAGUUAUAAUUCCAUGAAACAGCUAACUUCACCGAUGUCAUAUCAGACGACAACAACAAAAUCACCCACUAGCACAACCACCAACACAACAAACCAACAACAACAACAGCAACAAAUCGAUAUUAAUGAUAAAUUAUAUAAUCCUUCAAAUGUUUUAAUUAGUUCAUUACCAAGAAAUUUAAAAGCGCCAUAUUUAAAUUCAUCAUUACAAUUUAUAAAUUAUCAAGCUAAAAAGAAAAAAUCCGAUGAAGAGAAUAAUGAAAUGCUGGGAAAUUAUGCACGUCGUAUGCAUGAACGUCUACAAGAGGGAAUGAGAGCAGCACAAGAGUCUUUAUGGAUUCCUGACUUGCCUGAGCUGAAUAUUAUGAAUCGAUUGAAUCAUUCUGAUAUCAUGAAAAAUAUAAGUUCGUCAAUGAAUGAAGGAAAUAAAACCACAUCAUUGUCGGAGAGUGAAACAGACCAUUUGUCAUGUUCUAAUCAAAAUGAUGAGCCAAAAGUCAAAAUGACGCCAAUGAAUCCAAAUUUAAAUCUAGACAAAAUGUCUUCACCGUUAUCAAUCAGUGAAACGGGUCAUCUACCGCAUCCGUUGAAUUCACGAGUCAAUUGUUAUUCAUCUUUAAAUUUAGGAUUUCAUUUAACCAAUACUUCUGUCAACAGUGGUGGUGGUGGGAAUCGACCACAGGAAGGCAGUCAAGCAAUUACGAAAGGUUUUAAUUCUCAAUCAAUUAAUAAUAUAAAGGUCAAUAAUAAUAACAAUAGUAAUAAUGACAACAGUAAUGAUGUACACGGCGAAUAUUCUCAUUGGGAUUUAAAAAAUGGCGUGUGUUCUGAUGUCGAAGAUCUACUGAAUCAACAUGAACGACGUCUGCUGUCACUUUCAUCAGGAACUGGUAAGAUUCGGUUUCCAUUGUUUGUAUGCUUGUUUUUGGAAGUUAUGAACACCUUCAAGUUGUUAGAUUUCACCGAAUUAUUAGAAACGAAAGACAACAGGUCUGUUAACAGUGUGAGUAGUGUUCAACGUGAUUUUGGCGCUUUAUUGAAGAGAACUGGUGUGAGUUGA